AUGAAGAAGCAGAGAGGCGACAUCGCGCUUGUGGACAUCCUCCGCUCAGAUGAGCUUAGCAGAUGUCCUGUGUUGGUCACAAGUCGACCCUGGAAGGCCAACGAAAUAAGAUGGAACAGUGUUUUAAGGAAACGCUACACUUUCAUUCGCGUGCAAGGAUUUAGCUGGGAAAAUGCAGAAGCUUAUGUCCGCAAGUACUUUACAGACAGUGUGGCGACAGCCGAUCAACUCAUCUACGCGAUCAAAGGAAAUGGCAUCGUAUAUGAGCAUAUGGCCCCAUAUCCUAUCUACAUAUCAAUGAUCUGUCUGAUGUGGAAAGAACUAGAUUACAAGCAGAAGAACAGGUUUAGGUCAUUGCGAACAUUUUCUGAAAUAUUCGAUUGUAUUUUUACAUUCUUAGAAGGACACUAUGCUCAGAAAGAGACCACAGACCUAGACGAAGCAUCCGUCGAAACAGCUCUCUCCGAUAUCUCAGAGUAUAUGAAACCAAUUGCUAAAGUUGCUUUAAUUGGUCUCCAGGAAAAAAAUCUCAUUUUCAGUGAAGGUGAUUUUGAAAGGUAUUCAGAGUCUGUUGAGGUUGCUUGCAAAGUUGGGGGUCUUGUCGCGAGAGAAAAAGAUGACAUCCAUCAUGUCCGUACAUGA
Messenger RNA from Lytechinus pictus (painted urchin), 642 nucleotides. Its product is annotated as NACHT, LRR and PYD domains-containing protein 3-like. Lineage: Eukaryota; Metazoa; Echinodermata; Echinoidea; Temnopleuroida; Toxopneustidae. The transcript has a single exon. The coding region runs from base 1 to 642 and encodes 213 amino acids. The record is from RefSeq and is a predicted model, not a curated record.